UGCUCUCUCUCGCUCCAACGUUCAUCACAUCGAGCCCCGCAUCGAUAGCAGAAUGCCCACCGCGCCCCUCGACCCCAAGGCUGUUCUCGAGGUCGACGGCUACCUCGAGCCCAACGUACCCGCGAUCGUGCACAGGCACGACCUGUACCGGCAGUGGAAGGACAGGAUCGACGAGCACGAAGGCGGCUACGAGGGCUUCUCGAAGGGCUUCAACAAGUUCGGGCUCAAUGUGAGGGAGAAUGGGGACGUGGUGUACCGCGAGUGGGCGCCCAACGCGACGGAGGCGUACCUCAUCGGGGAGUUCAACGACUGGAACCGCAUCAGUCACCCCAUGAAGAAGGACAACUAUGGCGUCUGGGAGGUUACGGUCCCCGCGAAGGACGGUGUCUGCGCUAUCCCGCACGACUCAAAGCUCAAGAUCUCGCUGAUUCUGCCCCAUGGGGAGCGCAUUGAGCGUAUCCCAGCCUGGAUCAAGCGCGUCACGCAGGACCUCAAUGUCUCCCCCGUCUACGAGGCGCGCUUCUGGAACCCGCCCGAGUCGCAGAAGUACAAGUUCAAGAACUCGCGACCUCCCAAGGCAGACAAUGUGCGCGUAUACGAGGCGCAUGUUGGCAUCUCCACUCCCGAUGGACGAGUGGGGACGUACAAGGAGUUCACACAGAACAUCCUUCCCCGCAUCGCCGAUCUGGGCUAUAAUGUCAUCCAGCUGAUGGCCGUCAUGGAGCACGCGUACUAUGCCUCGUUCGGAUACCAGGUCACCAACUUCUUUGCUGCUAGUUCCCGGUAUGGCACGCCCGAGGAGCUCAAGGAACUCGUCGAUACCGCUCAUGGCAUGGGCCUGACCGUCCUCCUUGACGUGGUCCACUCCCACGCAUGCAAGAACGUCCUGGACGGUCUCAACGAGCUCGACGGCACCGAUCACCUCUAUUUCCACGGUGGUCCGAAGGGCAAGCACGAGCUUUGGGACAGCCGUCUGUUCAACUAUGGCUCUUACGAAGUCCUGCGCUUCCUUCUCAGCAACCUGCGGUUCUGGCUGGAGGAAUACCAGUUCGACGGCUUCCGCUUUGAUGGUGUGACGAGCAUGAUGUACAAGCAUCAUGGUAUUGGCACUGGUUUCUCUGGCGGGUACCACGAGUACUUUGGUGAUUCUCAGGACGUCGAGGCCGUUGUUUACCUCAUGCUGGCUAACGACGCAGUCCACUCCAUGUUCCCGACUGCACUCACCAUCGCCGAGGAUGUCUCUGGCAUGCCCUUGCUCUGCAUCCCCGUCGACAAGGGCGGCGUCGGCUUCGACUACCGUCUCUCCAUGGCCGUCCCGGGACAUCACAAGGCGGACGACGAAUGGGACAUUGGCAACAUCGUGCACACCUUGACGAACCGCCGCCAUGGGGAGAAGAGCAUCGCAUAUGCGGAGAGCCACGACCAGGCGCUGGUCGGCGAUAAGACGUUGGCGUUUUGGUUGAUGGACAAAGAGAUGUACACGCAUAUGUCGGACUUGACGCCUAUGACGCCGGUCAUUGCUCGUGGGCUUGCGUUGCACAAGAUGAUCAGGCUCAUCACCCACUCACUGGGUGGAGAAGGCUACCUGAACUUCGAGGGGAACGAGUUCGGACAUCCCGAGUGGCUCGACUUCCCUCGCGAAGGCAAUGGCAACUCCUUCCACUAUGCUCGCCGGCAGUGGAACGUUGUUGACGACCCGCUCUUGCGCUACCGGUACCUCAACAACUUCGACCGUGCCAUGAACCGCGCCGCCGGAAAGUACCGCUGGCUCGAGGCGCCACAGGCCUACGUUUCCCUCAAGCACGAGGGCGACAAGGUCAUCGUUUAUGAGCGCGCCGGCCUUGUCUUCAUCUUCAACUUCCACCCCACCCAGAGCUUCUCUGACUACCGCAUCGGCGUCGAGGACGCGGGCGAGUACCACGCCGUGCUAAGCAGCGACGAGAAGGACUUUGGCGGGUUUGAGAACAUCUCGAUGGGCACGACGUACCACACCACGCCGAUCGAGUGGAAUGGAAGGAAGAACUGGAUGCAUGUCUAUAUUCCGUCGAGGACGUGCUUGGUGUUGGCGAAGUGAAGAAUCCGAAGCCGCAAGAUUCCGAGAAGUGCAAGACACAGUAGACGAACACAGGGCGAACAGUGGUAGUAUAAAGUGGAAUGUACAAGUACAUGUCGUGUUGAUAUGCAUAUGGCCUCUCGAAGGCUUGCACGUUGCAUCCUGCAGGCCUGCGCGCUGCAACAGUGUUCUUCGCUGAGGUCUGGGCUCGCUCAGGACGUCCCGACGGCACAGGUUGCGUGCGAUGAGCUGCGCCUGUGGCGGUUUCGCGUGACGUAGAUAAAUAUCCGAGAAGUCGCCAUCUCGACAUUACUUACUCGCCACUUGUCCUUCCCCA
Molecule: messenger RNA, 2390 nt
Organism: Schizophyllum commune H4-8
Lineage: Eukaryota; Fungi; Basidiomycota; Agaricomycetes; Agaricales; Schizophyllaceae
Product: glycoside hydrolase family 13 protein
Exons: 10
Coding region: 53-2074 (673 amino acids)
Biological process (GO): glycogen biosynthetic process
Cellular component (GO): cytoplasm
Molecular function (GO): hydrolase activity, hydrolyzing O-glycosyl compounds; 1,4-alpha-glucan branching enzyme activity; cation binding
Source: RefSeq, a predicted model, not a curated record